This is a messenger RNA of Cyprinus carpio (common carp), 1823 nucleotides long. Its product is annotated as netrin receptor UNC5C-like. Gene Ontology annotation, molecular function: protein binding; netrin receptor activity. NCBI's taxonomy places the organism in Eukaryota, Metazoa, Chordata, Actinopteri, Cypriniformes, Cyprinidae. The transcript is spliced from 9 exons. Gene Ontology annotation, biological process: netrin-activated signaling pathway. The record is from RefSeq and is a predicted model, not a curated record. Gene Ontology annotation, cellular component: membrane.
UGAUUGGAUGAUCUGAUGUGUGUGUCUCCAGCGGCCCCCAGCACAGAUGAUGUGGCUCUGUACGUGGGCAUCGUCAUCGCCGUCAUCAUGUGUUUGGUCAUUUCCGUCAUCGUGGCGCUGUUCGUCUACCGGAAAUACCGGAAGAACCACCGAGACUUCGACUCGGACAUCAUGGACUCGUCGGCGCUCAACGGAGGAUUCCAGCCGGUCAACAUCAAGACGGCGCGCACAGCGGAUCUGCUCACGGCUCCUCCGGACCUGACCUCGGCUGCUGCCAUGUACAGAGGUCCUGUGUACGCGCUCCACGAUGUCUCUGAUAAGAUCCCCAUGACCAACUCUCCCCUGCUGGACCCGCUGCCCAACCUGAAGAUCAAGGUGUAUAACUCGUCCGGUCUGGUGACGCCGCAGGAGGACCUGUGUGACAUCUCUCCCAAACUCUCCCACGCUCUGAUCGACAGCGACACCAUCAGCCGCCGCACACAGACACUGCUGCGCUCCUGGGACCCCUCCUGCACCGCCUUCGGCUCCUUCAACGCCCUCGGGGGCCAUCUGAUCGUGCCCAACUCAGGCGUGAGCUUGUUGGUGCCAGCGGGGGCCAUCCCUCAGGGCCGCGUCUAUGAGAUGUACGUGACGGUUCACAGGAAGGAGAGCAUGAGGUAACGUCCCCGAGACGGUCCUGAGAGUCCGGUGGUCAGCUGCGGUCCUCCCGGAGCUCUCCUGACCCGACCCGUCAUCAUCACCAUGCACCACUGCGCCGAGGCCGACAGCGAGGACUGGCUCAUCCAGCUCAGGAGCCAAUCACAGCAGGGCCAGUGGGAGGGUGUGGUGGUGGUGGGUGAGGAGAAUCUUCACCACCCCUGCUACAUCCAGAUGGACGAGGAAGCGUGUCACAUCCUGACGGAGACGCUGGGCACGUACUGUCUGGUGGGUCAGUCGGUCAGCGCCGCCGCCUCCAAGAGACUGAAGCUGGCCAUCUUCGGCCCGGUCAGCUGCACCAUCCUGGAGUACAACAUCAGAGUGUACUGCCUGGACGACACGCAGGACGCGCUCAAGGAGGUGCUUCAAAUGGAGAAGCAGAUGGGCGGGAAGCUGCUGGAUGAACCCAAGUCUCUGAACUUCAAGGACAGCACACACAACCUGCGCCUGUCGCUGCACGACGUCCCACACACUCUCUGGAAGAGCAAACUCAUCGCCAAAUACCAGGAGCUGGCGUUCCAGCAGGUGUGGAGCGGCUCUCAGAGGAACCUGCACUGUAUCUUCACUCUGGAGCGCUUCAGCGCCGCCACACUCGAGCUCUGCUGCAAGCUGUGUGUGCGUCAGGUGGAGGGAGAAGGACAGAUAUUCCAGCUCAACAGCACGCUGUCUGAGGACUCUCAGUGCAUCGACACGUCUCUCCUGGAUCCGGCCAGUAACAUCACCACACUGGUGGGUCCCAACGCCUUCCGGAUCCCGCUGUCCAUCCGGCAGAAGCUGUGUGGGAGUCUGGACGCGCCGCAGACCCGCGGGAACGACUGGAGGAUGCUGGCGCACAAACUCAACCUGGACAGGUAUCUCAACUACUUCGCCACCAAGUCGAGUCCGACCGGCGUGAUCCUGGACCUGUGGGAGGCGCAGCACUUCCCCGACGGCAAUCUGAACCGUCUGGCCGCGGUGCUGGAGGAGAUGGGACGUCACGAGAACAUCAUGAGCGCUGAGCACUGACACCCGUCCCACGAGAUCGCCGCCGGAUCACUGUGAGCUGCUCUGAACACGAUGGGUUCCUGCUGCAGCCGUGUGUGGUUAGUGGUAUCAGUUUCUUAGGAAACGCUACUUCUGCUGUCCAA